GGCGACCACCACUCAAAGAAAGUCAAGCUCGGCGACAGCAAAAAAGACGACAUUGCCAUCGACUCCGAGUUGUUGGGCGACCAGUCUUCGUACAGUGCAGGAUCAGGCACGGGCACUGAAAACAACAAACACGACGAGGAUGACGAGGACGCAGCCGUAGCCGCCGCCGCGUCCUUGGUUUCUGACGCUGAAACUGCCAACGCCGCUGCCGCUGCAUUGAGCCACCAGCAGCCACACUACCACCACCACCAUCACCUGCAGCUGCACCAGCAACAGCAACAACAGUUGCACCAGAAAUUAGCGUACGAGAGCCACUAUAGCCAGCAAUUGCACGCGGCCUCUGCCGUCAAUGCCGCGCAGCAGCACCACAGGUCCGACAACACGAUCUUGCAGCCCACCACAUUGCCACAGCAAAACAGCGGAAACAAACCGUCUCAUGGCUCUGAGGAGUGGCACCGCGCGAGACGCGAGAACCACAAGGAAGUCGAGCGCCGAAGAAGAGACUCGAUCAACCAGGGUAUCAAGGAGUUGGCUCAGUUGAUUCCUUCUCCAGACACGAAUAAGGCACAGAUCUUGCAGAGAGGCAUUGAGUACAUCAGACGCUUGAAGGAGAACGAGAAUAACAACAUCGAGAAGUGGACGUUGGAGAAGUUGUUGACCGAGCAGGCCGUCAGCGAACUCAAUGCGUCUAACGAGAAGUUGAAGUCCGAGUUGGAGAAGGCGUAUCGCGAGAUUGAG
Metschnikowia bicuspidata var. bicuspidata NRRL YB-4993 is the source of this 738-nucleotide messenger RNA. It is a transcript of the gene CBF1, whose product is annotated as Cbf1p. Lineage: Eukaryota; Fungi; Ascomycota; Pichiomycetes; Serinales; Metschnikowiaceae. Gene Ontology annotation, cellular component: nucleus. The annotation marks the transcript as partial. Gene Ontology annotation, molecular function: protein dimerization activity; DNA-binding transcription factor activity. The record is from RefSeq and is a predicted model, not a curated record. The transcript has a single exon.